Messenger RNA from Macadamia integrifolia, 1423 nucleotides. RefSeq lists its product as uncharacterized. The transcript is spliced from 5 exons. The coding region runs from base 46 to 1257 and encodes 403 amino acids. The record is from RefSeq and is a predicted model, not a curated record. Lineage: Eukaryota; Viridiplantae; Streptophyta; Magnoliopsida; Proteales; Proteaceae.
GCGGAUCCGAGAAGUGGAGGUGUGAGCUUCGUCACUGCAAGUCUCAUGGCAACGACCUCUCCUGCUACUGCUUCCAAGUCUUCCAGUCAAUGUUUGCACACCACCACCACUGCUCCCAACUCUCACUUGUUCUUCAAAACAGUCUUUCUUCAAGACUGGUGGCUGGUUAAGUCUGAUCGUGACUUCCAUGGAAAAAGAUUAGCUGUUGGAGGGAUUGCUUUCAGAGAGCGGCAUGCGAUUAGAGUAUUCUGCUCUGCACCAAUUGUUAAAAGGCUUGAUACCUUUACACUUGAGACAUCAGAUGGCAUCACAAUUGCAAUUAAGAGCCCUAUCAACUGGUCCCGCACAAAUCAGAAUGGUUUUUCUAUGGAGGUCUGCCAUCACUUCCUGAAUGGCUUUCCCCAUUACUGGGAAGACUACAUUGCCCAGUAUUUUAUUACAUGCACUCGAGGUGUUCCAACAAAUGUUUCUGAUUUUAAUGAGAAUAUCAUACACUCUUUUGAUGUCCGGACCAGUUGCAAUGAUUCCAAAAACCCUGGGAUGUCAAUUCAUUCAUUUCUGACUAGAUCUAGUGCAUUCAUGAUGGGGGCUUGCUUCGGGGAGGAAACUGCAAGUAGAUGUCAGAAAGCCAAGAUUGAAAACAAGUAUGAGGUUGGCAAGGAUUUUGUUGAUCCAGAAAACGGUGUAGAAAGCACAAGAGUACUAUUUUCAGACCAACAAAAUAAUAUCAAUAGUGAUGGUUUGAAAGAGCCUGAAAGUAUAGUCUCAGAAAGAAACUCUAUCAUGAAAUCAUAUGGCACCACUGAUGAUGUUGCUGACAAUUCAAUAUUGCUGGAAAGUACAGAAGUUAACCUGCUUGAGGUAGAGCUGCAGAUGCCAAACUCAACUUCAAAUAAAGAUGAAGUUGGUGGAACUGAGUCAAUUUUGGAAUUGUCGAAGAGAAAAGGUAAGAGUAACUCAGGACAGAAGAGUCUAUGCCAGCGAUGCUCGCCCAAGAGGUUGGACAGUUUAAAGUGCGACAUGAAAGAUAAGAAUAAAACCAAGUGUGGCUCCAAUUGGAAUGUUUCAAGUCAUGUUGAAGAGAAAUCAUGUUGUGGUAAUAGUUCAAGCAUGGGUAGUAGUGGUCUUGAAGAGACCAUAGAUAAAUCUUUUUCAAAAGUUAGGAAGGUACAUGAUAGAAGACCAAAAAGACCCAGUGAUUCCAUUGUCAGAAGAUCAAGUACUAGGAUCAGGAAUUUACAGAAAAAAUUGAAAUAGACAUGAAAACUGACUAUGCUUUCAAUGGGUUCUGGUUUUAUUGUAAAUGCUAUUAAAUAGGUAUCAUGUAUAUGGGACACACGUUGGUUCUUAUCUUUUUGUUGUUCAACUUGCAGAGUAUGCACAAAUUAUAGGAAAGUUGCACUAUUGCAACAUGUUGGUCACA